AUGUGGAAGGCUUCGGAGCGCUUGAUGGAUACCAUCGGCCACUAUGCUUCGUUCCCCGCAACAGGCGUCUCCUUAAGACAGAUGGUUCAAUUCGGCCAUAGACCUUCGACAGAUGGUGCUUGUUCUAAUCUGUUUGCUCGCUAUCAAGGAACGUUGUUUCGCGCAUCCCAGUUCCUUUCAGAAGAAUUGCCAAUUCGUUUGGCGCACAGAGUAAAAGAGCUUGGCGAUUUACCAGAUGGGUUGAAUGAUAUGCCAUCAAUAAAAAAGGUGCAGGACUGGUAUGCACAGUCAUUUGAGGAAAUUAUAAGUCUUCCCCGACCAACACUCUCACAAGAAGUCAGAUCACGCCUGCUACGCCCUGGUCGCCUGACUGGCCGUGAACCAAGGCUGUUGGAAGAGGCCACGCAGAAUCCGAGUGUCAAGGAGGGCCAGUAUCGUUCUUCAACUACCUCAAUCCUCCAACAAACCAAAGACUUAUGCAUCAAUGGGAAUGGAAAUGGAAAUGGUAAUGGUAAUGGGAAUGGAAAACAUAAAAUCAGCAGAAGCCGAAGAUAUUUUGUUGCUGCAGACGAUGGCGCUGAAUGGCCGCCAGAGCUCAGAGAUUAUAAUAACCGUUUCGCCUCAACUCUUCAUCACAUCAAGAGAAGACACGACAGUGUUGUUACAACUGUCGCACAGGGAAUUUUGGAAUGGAAGCGGAAAAGACAGAGACUGCAAAUCGAUUCAAACAUACAAUCAUUCUUAGACCGUUUUUACAUGUCGCGUAUCGGCAUACGGAUGCUGAUCGGCCAGCAUAUUGCGCUCACACAACAAACCCAUGAGUACCACCCCAAUUAUGUUGGAAUCAUCUGCACAAGGACAAAUGUCCGUGAACUUGCACAAGAGGCUAUUGAGAAUGCACGCUUUGUGUGCGAGGACCAUUAUGGACUAUUUGAUGCCCCAAAAGUCAGGCUCGUCUGCAAACCAGAUCUGAAUUUCAUGUACGUCCCUGGACAUUUGUCUCACAUGCUUUUCGAGACCUUGAAAAAUUCAUUGCGUGCGGUGGUGGAGACCCAUGGCCCUGAGAGCGACUCGUUUCCAGAGAUUAAGGUCAUCGUUGCGGAAGGCCGUGAGGAUAUAACAAUUAAAAUCUCGGAUGAAGGAGGUGGGAUUCCACGGUCAUCAAUUCCACUGGUGUGGACAUAUAUGUACACCACUGUCGAUCAAACACCAAACCUGGACCCAGAUUUUAAUAAGAGCGAUUUCAAGGCCCCUAUGGCUGGCUUUGGCUAUGGCCUCCCAAUUAGUCGGCUCUAUGCGCGAUAUUUUGGUGGAGACCUGAAAUUGAUCAGUAUGGAGGGGUAA
Molecule: messenger RNA, 1344 nt
Organism: Ophidiomyces ophidiicola
Lineage: Eukaryota; Fungi; Ascomycota; Eurotiomycetes; Onygenales; Onygenaceae
Gene: PDK2
Product: [Pyruvate dehydrogenase (acetyl-transferring)] kinase isozyme 2
Exons: 3
Coding region: 1-1344 (447 amino acids)
Biological process (GO): regulation of glucose metabolic process; protein phosphorylation
Cellular component (GO): mitochondrion
Molecular function (GO): pyruvate dehydrogenase (acetyl-transferring) kinase activity
Source: RefSeq, a predicted model, not a curated record